GGAGAAGAGAUAAAUCUGCAGCCAGAUUCUUGUGUGAAAGUGCAAGAGAUUGGAAUAAGAAGUUUAGUGCAAACACCAAUGACAAAUAUCUUGGAGCUAGACACAAUUGUGACAGUCGUCAAAACAUACAAGGUGCUGAAUGACACAAAGAUGGUGCUGUUGUUGGGCGACCAGGGAGGUAACAUCAGAAAGGUUUAUUAUAACAAGCAAAAGACAAAGCAAUAUCUUCAAUACAACCUCGGUCCAGACCCAAUUGCUAGUGACAUGGAGAUUGAUACUGAGGAAGAUGUUGCUUAUAUUCUGACUGGUAAUACUAUCGUCAAAUUCCCUGCCUGGUCCUGUGCCGUCCACUCAGAAUGUGACCAAUGUUUGAUUAGUGACGACCCCAUUGUCUGUGGCUGGUGUGAGGACACUUGCACAAGUCAACAAGAAUGCCGUGAUGCUGGGAAAAACUGGAGCUCAGGCUUGAGGGCCUCCUGCCCGCCAACAGUCAGAGAUUUGAUGCCUCGGUGUGGGCCCACAGCAGGAGGAACCACUGUGACCAUCCAUGGGAAAAACUUUGGGGAACCCAGUGCCACUCACAAAGUCUGGAUUGGCAGAGUUGUAUGUGCUAAACAGAGCCACAAUGCUACCAGAAUCACCUGUGAAACAGGGGAGGCCCCUGAAGAACUCUCGGCCCCAGUGACAGUCAGUAUCCAUGAUCCGAGCUACCCACCUGGUCGUCCCUACCAAGUUAACGGCCAGCAGAAUUCUUCAUAUCCCUUCUGUUUUAAGAACAUCAAAGUUCGCAGCUUCUUUCCAACACGAGGGCCCCAGUCAGGGGGCACAAACAUCACCAUCAGGGGAAAACACUUGGAUAUAGGAUCAUCCAUUUCAGUAAAUGUGUCCGGCAUUCCUUGCAACCCUGUCAGUAUCUCUUCAAGUGAGCUCUCCUGCAUCACUCAGAAAUGGAGCGCUAAGUUUUCUAGAGCUGCCAGAGACACUUCUAGAAUCAAAGGUCAAGGGGCAGUACUGGUGAGCAUAGAUAGAGCAACAGUGAUGGCCAUGGAGAAUGGUGUACCCCUGCAGUUUUCCUACAUGGCUGAUCCAGUCAUCAAAAACAUCCUACCACAGAGAUCUAUUCUCAGUGGUGGGAUCCCACUAACUGUCACUGGCAGUAACUUGGAUGCAUCAGUUACUCCCCAGUUGAGAGGAACAUAUGGUUCCAAUAAUGCAGAUUUAGGCAUCUCAUCGCCUUGCCAGGUUGGUCCUGAAGGCACUCAGAUGAUAUGCCCAUCUUUGAAUGUGUCUGGCGUCAUCAAGAAACUGGACAAACCACCAGAGAGUGUCCGCAUCUACUUCUGGUACGAUGGCAACAAGGUUUACAGGGACUCUGUUACUGCAGGUAGCCUGUUUCUUCAAUACUACCCAGACCCCGAAUUUCUGCAGUUGCCUCAGAUGGUCAGUGAGCACGACGUCAGUUCAGGCGAGAUUGUCUUUUCAGGACGCAAUCUGGAUUUUGGAGUGACUAUACCAGACAUCCACAUCUCCAUUGGAAGCAAGCCUUGCACUGUGACCUCCUUGACUAGCACAGAGCUCAAGUGUCAGCCUGAUGUCAGUGGUCUUAAAGUCAAUGAGAAAGAGAAGUACUCUGUCCAGAUACAAGUGGGACACCUGGUCUUCAACAACUCUCAGAUUGGGUAUGUGGAGUUUGUCCAGCCAGCUCAGGCCGGCUCUCUGUCACCAGCAUUCACAGCUUUAAUCAUCAUCAUCCUCUUGAUUGUUGCAGCUGUCAUUAUUCUCCUUAUCGUCAUGAAGCGCCAACGCUGUGGAUUUUUCAAGGUCCGAGGCGAGUUUAGCUCAGUCCAGUACACUGCAGAUCAGGAUGCUGAACACAGCCUCAUGCGCCCAGAUGUUCAGCGCAAUCACAACCUGGACAAUGAUUACACUGAAGGAGGUGCCACCUACUACGGCUCAGGGGGUUACCGUGCACACAUUGACGAGGAGACUCUGAACCUGAUUGAGUCCGAGCAUCUGCUGGUGGACAGGGAAUGCCUGACAUUGGCUGAUGAGAUUGGCAAAGGCAACUUUGGCUGUGUCAGGAGAGGAUUUCUCACUUUGCCAGAACAGAAAGGAGAUAUUCUUGUUGCUGUAAAAACUUUGCAUG
Messenger RNA from Candidula unifasciata, 2146 nucleotides. The record is from the annotation of a GenBank genome assembly. NCBI's taxonomy places the organism in Eukaryota, Metazoa, Mollusca, Gastropoda, Stylommatophora, Geomitridae.